Morone saxatilis (striped sea-bass) is the source of this 663-nucleotide messenger RNA. It is a transcript of the gene gabrg1, whose product is annotated as gamma-aminobutyric acid type A receptor subunit gamma1. Gene Ontology annotation, molecular function: benzodiazepine receptor activity; GABA-A receptor activity; GABA-gated chloride ion channel activity. The transcript has 7 exons. Bases 1 to 663 code for a protein of 220 amino acids. Gene Ontology annotation, cellular component: neuron projection; synapse; dendrite membrane. The record is from RefSeq and is a predicted model, not a curated record. NCBI's taxonomy places the organism in Eukaryota, Metazoa, Chordata, Actinopteri, Moronidae. Gene Ontology annotation, biological process: nervous system process; gamma-aminobutyric acid signaling pathway; regulation of postsynaptic membrane potential.
AUGGCAAGUGCAGCAUUUGGGCCCAGUAAACAGGAAGAAGAGGACUAUGAAGAUGUUCCCAUAAAUAAGACCUGGGUCCUAUCACCGAAGGUCUAUGAGAGCGAUGUGACUUUGAUCCUAAAUAAACUGCUGCAGGGCUAUGACAACAAACUGCGGCCUGACAUCGGAGGCAAGCCAACGGUGAUUGAAACAGCCGUGUAUGUCAACAGCAUUGGACCAGUGGACCCCAUCAACAUGGAAUAUACCAUUGACAUCUUCUUUGCCCAGACAUGGUAUGACAGCCGACUCAAGUUUAACAGCUCUAUGAAGCUGCUCAUGCUCAACAGUAACAUGGUAGGCAAAAUCUGGAUUCCAGACACAUUCUUCAGGAACUCCCGCAAAUCAGAUGCACACUGGAUUACCACUCCCAACCGUCUCCUGAGGCUGUGGAGCAACGGGAGGGUCAUGUACACACUAAGGUUGACUAUUAAUGCGGAGUGUUACCUUAAGCUGCAUAACUUUCCAAUGGAUGAGCACUCGUGUCCACUGGAGUUUUCAAGCUGUGCAGACAAUGCUGAGUCCCUUGCUGAUGACUGGGGCCGCAGACGACCCAGAGGUGUGGAGCUGCAGGCCUGCUGGCCCGAGCAGCAGCAGCCCUGGAUGUCAAGAGGGGGCCGGAUGUGA